UUGUGUCCGUCAUUCAUUCAUUCAUUUACUUGCUAAAAAAGGUAGAGAACAGAAACGGGAAAUGUUGGCAAAUUAAUACUAAUAAAUACGUGUAAUGAAUGUUUUGUUCUCUCAUUUAAGCUAAUCUUUGUGUAAUAUCUUGUGGUUUGUGCGAUACAGUUAACUGGGACGGGUUAUAAGUGAUCUGUUUACAUUGUGAAAUAAGUUUUAGCUCUAUAGCCGUGAAAAGUAUAUUCGUGUAAUUCGUAGCGAAAGGAGACUUUUUUGUUGCGAUUUCGGCGUUUUCAGUGCUCGGUGAUGGUAUUUAUGGACCGUAUCGGUGUACAGUUAUCCGAUAUUCGCGGGUGGCGACGAGAUUUUGGGUGUUUCGUCGCGUAAUGUUGAUCUUUCUGCGCUUGUGAACUGUAAACAGCGAAGUUGCAAGUUGCGACAACGGUUGCGGUUUGUAACACUAUAAAAUGGACACAAGGUCAUAGUUUUAGAGGUUUAUGAUGGCAUCUGGCACUUCCUCUUUGGAAAGCAAUGGGAGUAACGAGUCAAUAACGCACAGUUACGUGAGCAAUGAGAGGCACACGGCCGCCCAGCUGCCCAUCGAGUAUGAGGUGCUAUCGGCCUCACAAUGCUACGAAAAGCCCACCUACACACACACGCACACCAUGAGCGCACCCUACGAGCUGGGCCAGUAUGACGUCAUCAAUAAGCAAGCCAACGAGAGCCUCAAGCAGCAAUGCGAGAAAGCUCUACACGACCUCAACCAGCUGAGGCGACAGCACUCGGAGACGUCGCGUCGGUGUGAACAUGUCAUGAAGGAGUUGGAGUACUUCCGCGGGCAGCACCGCGCCGCCAUGAACCAGCUCGAGGUGUCGGCGCAGGAGGCGAGCAGUCUGCGCGGCAAGUAUGGCGACCUUCUCAACGACAACCAACGACUGGAGCGCGAGGUGCAGCACCUGCAGCAGAACAGCGGGCCCGAGGGCUCGGACGCGCUCGUGCAUACGCUCCGGAAAUACGACGCUCUCAAGGAAGAGUUCGAUUGUUUCCAGAAGAGGUAUGACGACUUAAUAGAGAAUCACAACACUUCUCUGGAGAAACUGCGAAUAGUCCAAGAGGAGAACAGUCGACUCAAGACGCAAUGUCAUGAGCUGACUCAGGAAAGAAACGCUGUGAUACGCGAACGCAACGCUCUGAAGCAGCAGGUGGCGAGCGUGGUGCGGCAGUGGGAGGGCGGCGGGGUGCGCGAGCGUGCCGACAUCAAGCGCCUCACCGACGAGAGGAACGCGGCCAUGGCGGAGUACACGCUCAUCAUGAGCGAGAGGGACACGGUGCACAAGGAGAUGGAGAAGCUGUCGGACGACCUGCAGGCGGCGCUCAAGCGCGUGGCGGCGCUGGAGUCCGCGCUGCAGGCCUCGCGGGAGGAGCAGCGGGCCACCGCGCUACAGGCGGAAAGUCUUCGUCGCGAGAUCGAGUCAGCGCUGGUGGACCGCGACCGCGCCAUCAAGGAGUGCACGGACUUGAAGACGCCGCAGAACACCGCCACACUUGUGAAGUCUCGUCAAGAUAAUUCUGCAUAUCACCACUUGGGGCUGACGAGUGGUGUUGGUACUGAUGGAUUCCUUAACGGGCAGCAUUCCAAUGAUCCGUCCAUGGACAAAUUGCAAGGUUUGGUUGGUAUGGUGGUGGACGCGGUGGACAAGGAGCGUGUUGACAACCUGGAGCAAGCCAACCAGGAGAUCGAGCGCCUCAGGAAGCAGACCGAGCGCCAGCAGGCUGAGCUCAACGACGCGCAGAGAGAGGCUGAGGUUUCCAAACGUAGACGAGACUGGGCGUUCUCGGAGCGAGAUAAGCUGCUGCAAGAGCGUGAAAGCGUCAAAGCGCUUUGUAAUAGAUUAAGAAAGGAGCGCGAUCAAAUGGUGGGUGAGUUGGCGGAGGCUCGUCGCCACAACAAGAAGGAGGCAAAGGACGGCAAGUCUCGCUCGAAGCACGAGGACAUGUGCCGGCUGCCGUCCCCCGCGCCCGCGCCGCACCGACACUCCGCCGACGUGCAGGACUUCGAGUGGGAGCUGAUCGACGUGGAGCUGAGCGGCGCGGGCGCGGACGGCUCGCCGGGGCUGGAGCUGAGCGGCGGGCGCGACGAGCCGCUGUACCCCAACGACUGCAGCGUCUACGUCACCGCGGUCAAGAAGGGCUCCGUCGCCGACGGGAAGAUCAAGGCGCUGGACCGCGUGGCGGAGGUGUGCGGCGUGUCGCAGUGGGCGCGCGGCUCGGCGUGCGCGGCCGCGUUGCGCGCGGCGCUGGCGCGCGGGCCCGUGCCGCUGCGGCUGCAGCGCGCGCGCGCCACGCGCACGUUGCUGCGCAUCGCGGCCGGCGGCCAGAGCCAGUGCGGCAUCACGCUGCAGCACGGUAUUUUCAUCGGCAAAAUAGCGUGCGGUAGUGCGGCCGCCAAGGAGAGCAACCUGUACGUCGGCGACCGGGUCGUCAGUAUCAACAACCGGUCGCUGGAGGGCGUGAAGAGCGCGUCGGAGGCGACGGCGCUGCUCAACGACUGCCAGUACGACUGCGUGCUGAUCACCGUGCUGCGCCCGCUCUACCCGUGCUGCGAUCCCCGGAACAGGGCUUCCUUCGAACCUGCGUACCCUUCGAACAGUACUCCUUCUUCUGAAGAACCUUGGGGUGCAUUCCUACCGCCUGCGCCGCCGCACGAGCCCAAGCAGGUACACAUAGAGCACGGGGUGCCGGAUUUUGAUAGGAGAUACGUUUACCACGUGGCCGCUGGCAGCCAGGGGAAGAUACAUCAAGAAAGAGGCACCUGGGAUAUGAUCGGGGGCAUGAUCCGCGGGAAGAUCGAAGCCGUCACCGGCGGCAAGUCCAAGGACAAACAGAAUAAGGUGCCGGAGUCGGAUGCUAUCGCAGAGUUAGAUUCCGUUAUCGACAGUUAUCACGGAAAAACAAUAAAAGAAACUAGCAGCGUGUUAAAACGAUCGCGUAGAAAAAACAAGGAAACGCAAAAUGAUGCGAAAAAUGGUGGAACGUGGCCCAAAGCGCGGGCGAAUUUCAUACUCGAGGACAACGCCACCGGCACCAUAGUACAACCCAGGUCGAGGAAAGAACGGCCACCACUGUCUAUUCUUCUCAGUCCACCCACGAAGUUGCCGCCCGAGCCGCAAAGAUCUAACACUAAUCGAAAUUCCAACCCCAUACCGCUAGGACACGUCCCUUUGACGCAAGUGACAGCGCCCGCGCGGCAUUCAGUGUACAAAUCUAUAGAAUCUAGUCCAGCGGUCGAGCAUUUUCCCAAACCGGCCCCCUUGGCCAUCCACAACCCCUUCGCUCCCACCGGCAUGAGUUUCGACAAAAACCGCACGUUAGAAAAGGAUAAAAUAUCCAUAAGCGAUUACGAGCAGGAAGUCGCCGCGAACAGAUUGAGUUUAGUUUUAAACCCGUCAGAAGAUUCGUUGUUCUACCAACCGGCGAUCAGAAAUCGAACGAAAAGCCCUCACUCGUUAGAUUUCAUGGUGAACAAGGGCCCCAAUUCACUGGAUUUCGUUACGAGAAAGUCACCCAGUUCUUUGGACCAUUCGAUAAAAAAUCACACGGGGAAAGAUAUCCUCGACCAGUAUUAUUCGUCAAAAAAGUCUUCGUCCCCCAAAACAGUGAACAAAUACCCUUCGGACAGUGACAGCUUUGGCCCGGACAGUUUGAACAGCAAUGCUAAUUUCCCCAUGACGGGUACCUUACCAACGCAGUCGCGGUUACAGUCUCAGUACUACAGGGGGCCGUUUACGAACUCGAACCCGCACGCGUCGAGUCGAUACACGCAUUUGUCGAGCCCUACGAAUAUACCGCAAAGUCAGUCAGGCGAAAGCAUCGGCACGACCUACGACAUGCACUCCUUCACCUCUCACACGCACAAUAUGUCAGAUCUCAAUCCCGUGCCGCGAGUGAAUCGGGAGUACCAACACACGUACGAAGGCGGCACGUUUCCGAGGAAGAAGGAGAAUCAGAGGUUUCGGAUACCGUCCAACCCCAGUGUGACUUCCAAAAAUUCCGCGGGAAAACUCAGCACUGGAUCCAUAGAGAGGAGCUCGGAGCGGAACUCGCCUAUGCCGACAUUUCACGUCGAAGUGUUGAGCCCGGGGAGGGGAGCUAAACAACUCACCCACAAAGGGACCAGGAAUUCAAUGCCGGAGUACUGCGGUUUAGGUUGGAACAAGCCCUUGCCUGGGGAACUUCGGAGGGUGCACAUAGACAAAAGUCAGCAGCCGCUCGGCAUUCAGAUAUACUGUCCGCCCAGCAGCGGCGGAGUGUUCGUAUCGACAGUGAACGACAACUCCUUAGCGAGUCAAGUCGGUCUUCAGAUCGGUGAUCAGUUGUUGGAAGUCUGCGGUAUAAACAUGCGCUCGGCUACUUAUACGCUAGCCGCGAGCGUGCUACGACAGAUUGGCAACUCGAUAACGAUGCUAGUACAGUACAGCCCUGAGAAGUAUAAGGACGAAAUGGACGUGCCCGGUAGUUCGUCUUCUGGGGAGAGUUCCCACGAUGAAGAGGUUUCGUUAUCAGGGUCGCCCACACCUAGAAAUUCACCCGGUCCUCAACAGUCUCUGAGGAUGGACGUGCCGUCUACUGACGUAGCGACAUUGAGACAAUCUCAAGGGAAUAAGGAUCUUCCGAGGUUCUUGUUGAUCGAGAUGCGCAACUGUUCGGACUUAGGUAUAAGUUUGGUGGGCGGCAACGCCGUGGGUAUAUUCGUGCACAGCGUGCAAAUAGAUUCGCCGGCGUACAUCGCUGGGCUGCGGACGGGAGAUCAGAUCUUGGAGUACAACAACGUGGACUUGAGGCGGGCGACCGCAGAACAGGCAGCUUUGGAGUUGGCGAAACCGGCGGAUAAGGUCAGUGUACUAGUCAGGCACGAUCUCCAGCAGUACCACGAGAUCAAAGACAAGCCCGGAGACGCGUUCUACAUCCGCGCGGGGUUCGACCGCUGCAACAAGAUCACGUCCAUCGGCAUGGACACCAUAGACGAGUAUUCUCUAUGGUUCCGCAAGGACGAGGUGCUGUUCGUGGACAACACGCUGUUCAACGGAGCCCCAGGGCUGUGGCGCGCUUGGCAGUUGGACUUUAAGGGUGUCAAGAGACAGUGGGGCACCAUACCCAGUAAAUUCAAGGUAGAAGAAAUACUCCGGCGAUCGAUAGGAACACUAGACAACGACGCACAGAGACGAGCGUCGAGCACGGCGAGGCGUUCGUUCUUCCGACGGAAAAAGCACAGAGACAGCAAGGAGCUGGCUUCCUUCUCCAACACGGAGCUGGGCUGCUGGAGCGACUCCGGCACCCUGGCUGACGAUGCGCCCCCGCUCUCCUACCAGAGGGUCGAGAGGUUGCACUACGGCAGCCGGCGGCCGGUGGCGGUGCUGGGCCCGCUGCGCGACUGCGUGGCUGGCAAGCUGGUGACGGACUGGCCGCACGUGUUCGCGCGCGCGCGCCCCGACCCGCGCGCGCUGCGGGACCUGGCCGACAAGGGCGUCCAUUGUAUAGUGGACGUCAGCGUGCCGACCAUCGAGAAGCUGCACAAGCACCAGAUCUACCCCAUCGUGCUGUUCAUCAAGUUCAAGUCCUUCAAGCAGAUCAAAGAGGUGAAGGACACGAGGUACCCCGCCGACAAGGUGUCCGCCAAGGCUGCCAAGGAGAUGUACGAACACGGCCUGAAAGUGGAGAACGAGUAUAGAAAUUAUAUCUCGGCUGAAAUACCAGCGGGCGUGAACAUAGCGUACAUGUGCACGCAAAUCAAAGAGGCGGUAGAGGAGGAGCAAAACAAAACCCUGUGGUCCGUCACCUUCUGCACGCACUGCAAGUACGACAAGCCCCCCCGGCACACGGACGCCGACAUCCGAUACUACUCCGACCCCGGACAACCCGACACGCCGAAACAGAAAGCAAAAAAGAAGCCCAAAGAACCAAAAAAAGACUCGACAGACAGCGACAUGAAGUACUACUCUGAACCGGACGCUAAAUACUUCGAAAUCGACUACGAAUUCCUGAAGGAGUUACGCAAAAUCGCUCGCAAACAUUGCCCCAAGUGUAAAAGAAGACGGUCUAAAAACAAAGACUCGAAAUACAAAGACAAGAGUAGAUUGAAACCUCCAAGACAUGUUCGCAUGCGGGAGAAUUUGGUUCUGUGCAACGGUCGCUAUCACAGCGACAUGGAGCAUUGUCAGCUUUGCUGCAAGAUAUGUAACCGUUCCACGGACACUUUGGAUUCUAUGGAGGACGAAUAUUCCCUAGUGUCCAAAAGUUACAGUCUCCCAUCCAGUAAAGGGACGAUUAGUUCGCGAUCUAAAUCUACUCCAUCCAAUCGCGCGCGGGAACGGAAGAAUUCUGUGCAAUCGAACAAAUCGGUGUCCUUCCUAGAGUCCAGCAACGAGGAGUCAUUGAAGGACGAACCGAAUUACACAGCUUCCAGUUUCACGAAUGAUUUAAAAAAGUUUCUCCUGAAACCUGCGUCGCCAAGACUGAGUUUACGCGAGAAGUUCAUCAUAAGUUUCAAACAAGAGUUGGAGGCGACCAAAAAGUCGCCCAAACUCAAAGCUAUAAAGGGACUGUGGAAAUCCUACUGAGAUAUAUAAAUAUAUAGCCUUUUUUUAUUUAUUUCGUAUUAACCUUCUGUGAUUGUUAAGCUAUGAACUUUCUUGUGUAUUGUUAUUAAAUUUUUUGAGAAUUUAUUGAAGAGUUAGGCGGAUAAGACUUAUUUUUUAUUUUAUACCUUUCAAACUUCAAUUUGCCGGUUAAUAAAUGGUGUAUUUGAUGAAAAAUUCAGUGUCCAAAGUGUUUCUUUUAAAACGAAUAAUUUCAUGUUAUAUAAUAUAAUACAUUGCAUUUUUGUAUUACAGUUACAUUAAAAUCAGUAUUAACAGUAUUGACGCUGCAUUGAAUAAUAUACAAAAUUUCAAGGUCACAGUGAAAUUAUAACUAUAAACUGUUUAAAAUCAAUAAGGACAAUUUUAUUUAUUUUUAGACUCAAUUGCGUACUUGAUGAUAUAUUUUGUAUGUAUUAUGGAGAUUAUAAAAAUAUAAAUAAGUAAUUUAUCAAAUACACUAUUUCUUUGCUAAAUAAAGCAACCUGCAGCCUAACUCACACUUGAGAUUUCCUUAACUUGGUGCUUAUUUUAGAUCUUAAAACUAUCGGUUCUCUAUAAACAUAUUUUCGAGUCAACGUACGUGUUCAGAAUUGGUCUAAACUUUGUAUUAGCAAUGUGUAGGUGCUAAAUAAGUAGAAGCUUUAUGUAUGAGGACAUUUAUUGAUGGCUACCGGCGUGUCUGAUUUUGAAUACAAUUUUGGUUGGAUGUCGACGCGUGUUUGUAAGCAGGCUGAUUGAAUCGAUCGCACUUAAUCCGUUAUCUAUGUGAGUCUUUCAUGAUAACGCGACUAUACGAAAGAAAUAAUGUGAAAGAAUGUAUAAGAAAUAUUAGAUUCUGACGAAUUGGAAACUUUCUCCUUUUUCGAAGACGAUUAUAAAACUUGGCGAAAUGGACUUGUCUUGUCUCAGUUGCUUUACUGACGUUCGAAGUACUAUUUUAGUCAUUUUAGACAUUCAGAUACGCCAUUCAUCGGAAGUCGACAAAAUCAGGUUAAUUUAAAUGUUAUUAAUCUAAAUUAGACAAAUUUAAAUGAAACUCAGACAGUACGUCUGUAGCUGCCAAUAGAUGUCCCAAAAUGGAACUAAAGUUAGGAGUUUGAGAAUUUACCUCUAUACAAUAAGUAUUCUGUAAGAAGUUACUAGGACAAUUUGUAGGGUUUAAUGUCUGUAUUUGAACGUUUAUCGUAUUAACAAGAUAUUACAGCAUCGUUUCUAAGCGUUUACAUUUUUGGAAGUGUGUGAUUUAGGAGCAUCCAUAAAUUGUGUUUUUUCAAAACAAAAUGUGCUACAAAAUGUGCCCAAUUACGUUGUUUACUGAUGAUUUUCGAAGAUGUUUUUCAAGAGAUCAACCUCCAUAUUUGAAACUUUUUAAAAUCCCAUAGAUAAUAAAAAGGAGCCCAUUGUGCCAAAUAAUCUGCUUCUGUAUGUUCUCAACGAUUGGUGCCGUUUGUCCUUUUGUUUUUCUAGUUGAUUAUCUUUCUCUGACAGGUUUAUAGCCAUGUGAAUAAAUUCGCCAACAUAGUAAAAUGAUUGUUAAUGGCUGAUUUUACGCUACUUUUAACGCUAAAUUUAAACUGAAAAAUGCCUCGUUUACGUGGUUUAUGGAUGUUCCUAUAUUGAAUUUUUGUCCUUUACAGUUUGUGACUUGUAUCUUUUUGAAGACUCUUAGAUGGUGCCCGAUGAAAUACAUUCGCGCCAAUUCUAUCGAACACGUAACUUAACUAUUUCAGUUUUAUUAAAAGCAAGCAACUCUUGCUAUUGUUUUGUUAAAUAUUUUAAUAUUACUCUCAGAGCUAGGUGUCUCAUGUUUUGUUUCUGGAAUAUAUUAAGCCUUAUGGGCAAAUUUGGAAGUUUUUAUAAGACUGAAAAGGAUUAUAAACCAAAAUUGACAUUGAGUUCUUUGAAGUCCACAACUGAUGACCACUCUUGUCCUCUCUUGAAAAGCAGGUAAAAUAAUGAAAAAAGAAGUAUCUUUUUAUAUUAUGCCACAUAUCACAGUUAUUGUAAGGACAAAACAGGACAAUAACCUGCGAUGUGUGGUAUAACCUAGAAAAAGGUCUCAUGCAUAUUAAAAAAGUACAAAAAUCAAUAUAAAUUAAAAACCGCAAAGUUAGCUAGCACCCUGUAGAGUUUCUCAUAUUGUUUACGGGACUCUCUGUAUUGGAUAUACAGACUUCCCUUAACUUACUGCACCUUCACUUAAAAUAACGCAAGCAGUGCUAAUUUUCAGUUAGAUUUGGUCAAGGAUUGGUUUUGUUUGUUUUCUGUUUCGUGUUCGAUAGAAUUGGUAGUCAUUUAUUACAAUCAAAUAAAGUACUACAAAGUUUUAUAUGAAUAUUUAUAUUAAUAUUUGAUAAUAUAAUGCAUCUUCUUCCCCAAAUUGUCUUUUAUCUAUAAUACAAUCCAUAGUUAUUUCACAAUAUUUCAAAGCUACUAUAUUUAUAUACAAUUAUGUGACGUGAAACAUUUUAUAUCUAGUGACCAUUUAAAAUUACAGUUGAAGGCUUUGUUUGGUAUUACUGAUGGUAAAGUAAGUUCUGAAAGAUAAAAUAUAAAAUUACAGAAUAUUGUUUUAUUAGAUACAAAAAGUUCAAAAUAAAUCAAUAAUUAAUUUCUACCAUUGUCGAGUUUUGUGAACUGAAAUACUAUUCUUUAGCGAUUUUUUAUAACUCGGCAGUACGAGUUUCGAAUUCUCUAUAUCUCUCUAUUUGUAGUAUUGUGUUAGCUAGAGAGAUACAGAGAUUUCUAACCUCACACUGUCACUGAUAUUUUUCGCAGCUUACUUUACUAUCUAUAAGCAUUUAUGGGCUCUUUUACAUUACGAGUAAUGUUUAAAGCUUUUAAGACCUGAUUAGAAUAUUAUACCUAGAUUUUCAACUAGAAAAUAAAUCUUUUGGCAAAUAUUAAAGUGAAUCAACCUCUAUAAAGUAUUGUAAAGUGCAAGAGUCCCAACAUGCCUUUCUUAAAAAGCCCUUAAAAGUUUUUGAAAGUGUCUUAGUCCUUAGACAUUAGGUAUUAGAUUGGAGUAACACAGUUCACCUUAGACUUAGAGGUAGCAUAGUAUGUUUGAGGUAGUUCCUUAGGGAUCAAGUGAAAUCGUAAAACUUUUGUUAUGUUUAUAGACAUUUAUAGUAUUAUAGAAUGUAUGACGUAACGAUUCCUAUGACGCCGUCUGCUCAUUUGGACUUUUUGUCAUAGUGAAGUAUUGUUACCAAGUGGUAUAUGCAAUUGAAAUAUAAAGAAGCACGCUCACUGUUGAGACGGUGAUGUGAUGAAUAGUUCCAGCACAAGAAUUGGUGAAUUUUUGUUAUAAUGACAUUUAAAAUAUAUGGAAGCGCACGAAGUAUGUGGAACUAUUUGUCACAUCUCUCGUGGGUUGAGAUUUGGGUGAAUUUAGUAAUCCAUUCCAAGACUGUGCUCAUUUGGUAGCCGAGCGAUGAAAACAAUGGUCGCACUGGGUAACGAUAGGUGACAGUGUCAAAAAGUUACAAAAUCAUAGUGACUCAGAACCACUGAAGGGAAAUUAUUGGCUAUAGUCGAUUAGAAAAAAAUACGAUGUAACAAAAUUUACACUUCACUUUAGUUUUGGAUAAGAAACUAACUCAGUUUUAGACAUAUUUCUAAAUUAAAGUGACAGAGAAUAGUUCUGUUCUUAAUCAAAAGACCUUUUAAAUGGGAUCUGUCAAUUUAGUGCAAUUUUAUCUAUUACUGAGUACACAACAGUUACAAAACGUGACAUCAAAUUGAUAAAACGCGUUUUCUGUCAAAAUAUGAUACUUGGCCUGUCAUUUUAGUAAUGGAACGGUAACAAUACAGUACAACGAAAUUAAUAAUUUAUCCGUAAUGUAACAAUAUUAGAAUGUUAUUUUAUGAAAACUCUAGUACACAUAUCACAAAGCACGUACAUUAGGAAGCACCUUGCAACACUAGAUAUAUAACAAUAAAUAAACUUACAGGCGUUCCCACUGUGUGUGUGUGUAAUAUAGCGGUAAAUAGUAUGUUAUAUAACAUUUAUAAUAGUAUGUUAUAUAUCAUUAUUAUUAUUAUUUCAUUUAUUAUUUUUAAUUAUUACAAGCGUGUAUGUAUGUCAAUGAAUAAUCUUUAUGUAAAAAAGUGUUAUAUACGAAUGAAAAUGAAGGAUUACAUAUAUAACAAAACAAUUAAUAUAUUUGUGAUAAAAUUAAUUAAACACUUAUGUGAUUGUUUCUUUAAUCUGCAAGAAUCCUUUACGCUGUUCAUUCUUAUUUUUUUUUUAAUAUUAAUGAAGUGAUACAUGUUGUAUAAUAUAAUAUUACAGCUAAAUGGGAGCGCCUUUUUAAUGAAUAUCUUAUAUUGAUUACAUAUACCUUUAGACGUCCAUAUAUAAAGCGUUAUACAUGUUUAAUUAUAAGUAAAUAUUACACAUACGUUUGCGUAUUGAAAAAGUAAUCGGAACAUAUAGGGUCGGAUAUUGUAUGUAAUGUAGGACCAAAUUUUUUAACGUCUAUGAAAAUAUUUUUUUUUGGUUAUAAUAUUUAAUGUGUUUUAAAUAUUUACAUGGGCAAUUUUUUGUUACAGCUUGUGUUUACAUGCGAUAAAAUCUACAAACACUACUAUAUAAAUAUGUGAAGUAAAUUGACAGGUGUGAAAAAUGUGUUAUAUAGUUUGAUUAAAAAUAAACUUGGUUUCAUUUAGCUGAACACAAUUACAAGUCCACUGAAGUAGUUGCCGUUUUUUUUAUUUUAUAUGCGUUUUUCAUAUAUUUUAUAAUUUGUUCGAUACUUUCUCUAACUUCGCGUUCGAUUGUUGACAUACACUUAUUACAGAAAAUGUCAAUUUAGUUUUUAAAACCUGUCAAUUUAGUUUAAAAGAUUUGUCCGAAUCACCACUAAACAUAAAUAUAGUGCAGAAUGGAUGACUACGAUCUCAUUGAUAUUUUACAUUGUGAUGAGGCUUUAUAACGAUAUUAAUUUUUUAAAAUGAUUUUCAGCACAGUUUUUAGUGGUUAAGUUUUUUAUGUACAGACGUUUGGUACGAGUUUAUGUGACGUUAGCACUAUUCGCUUUUCGCCGUUUUUUGGAAAAUGAUUUUUCGUACGCGCACAGUUUCGUAUAAGACGGCCACUGGUUACUUUUAUGUCCAAAAUCAAAGUCAGAAAUAUUCUAAAAAGAACAGGAAAGUUUAUUAUGAAUAGUAGUCACCUACGUUUGGUAUUAUUUGUGGACGUAGUUCCAAGUGAAAGAUAUAAACUAUAAAUCAUUAAUAUUAUUAUAUAACUAAAUAUUACCACCGCUUAUAAGGCAACUGUGCGCGUAAGAAAAAGCCUUAAGAUUUUAAGUGUAAACGUAGAUUGAGAAACCUAUAGACAAAGAUUAAAUGUUUUAAAAUAUUAAUAUACACAUUAUUCUUAACAUCAGUAAACACGUAGACUAUCCUUGUUAUGACGUUGUUUCUUAUUAUUUAAAAUCAUCGUAGAAUCAAUAGGAUUAGUGAAUGAUUACCUGAAUGAUUGUUUGUUAUUUAUUAAUUCUUAAUUUUUUUUAUAUAGUAAUUUACAAGUUUAUUUUAAAAUAAUAUUAAAACUACCUACUUAUAUUGACUUUCUUUUUAUUUAUUAAAUUUCUUAACUUAUUGUAUUUUUCUUCAUAAUCUAAAAUAGGGUACCAACGAUAUAGGUUUCUCUGUCUACGCCUUUUAAAGUUUUGUUGUUUUUUUCGGUGCUUGUAUGGCGCCACGUGUUUUAUAACAAGCAAUAUUAUAUAUAAACCGUUAUAUUCAAAAUGGAAUGGCCGGGAAUAAUAAAAAAUGAUAUAAACUAUUUUUAUUAACUAAAGCUCUGAAACUAUAUUUAUGUAGAGAUACUCUCAAUAUUUUUUUAAACUUAAAGUUUCUACUUGCUAUAUUUUGGAGUACUGAGUCCUUAUUGGUUGUGACGAAAUUAAAUGUGACUUUUUAAAAUUUAUUAUCAAAUAAUAUUAGCAAUGUUUAAAAAAAUUACCAAACUUUCUCUCCAACUAAGCAAAAAGCCCGGCUAUUGGACUAUUGCCAUACCCACAUGGCAAUAGUCAGUGAUUUUUGCACUCAUGGCAUGGAAUGUUUGUCAUUUUUGUGUCAAAAAUAUUCUUAAUGUUAGCCGACGUAAACAGAAGUUCAGUUUUAACUGCACAAUGGAAAUGUUCAUUUCAUUUAAAUGGUCCGUGUGCAGUUGUUGGCAGUUUUAACUGUACAGUUUUUUCUAACUGUACAGUUAAAACUGCACUUCUGUACCACCAGUUAGCUUAAUGUGCAAUGGUCAUAAUUCAUUAUUUGAUUUUUAAUUAGUUCGGGAAAUUAACAAAACAUUUCAAUAAAUGGUUUCCAAUAUGACGUCACGUUUCUUUUAAAAUGUCAUAUCGAAUCGGGACUCAAUAAUUCUCUCUCUCUAUCUGCGUCCUAUUAUGGUUGUUUAAUAUUAAAAAUAUGAUUACUGUAAUACAUAAAGUAUGGUGCUAAUUUUAGUAAAAACCCAUUCAACGAAUGAUUACGAGGAGUAAAACAGAUCACUAUUUUUGGUAAUAUAAAUAUUUAUAUUUACUAUACGCAUUUUAAAAGGCCUCUUUUGAUAUUUUUUCUAAAAAAAUAUGUUUUAUUAAAUGUAAAAACUCGUCAUAUAUUGUGCAAAAAAACAAAAACAACGUUGGAACAUACGCAAAAUAUGAAAGAGGCCUUUUAAAACGGCUCACCUUUAGCACACCGUCUAAUUUUUUUUUUAUUAUUCCCGGCCAAAUGAAAAAGUAUAAUAAAAUAGUUACCAUAUAUAUACAUACAUAUAAAGAAUAUUACCUACUUAAUUAAAAUUGCACAAAAAUACAGUUCAAUGUAUAACUAAAAAAUAUAUUUUUAAGCCACAGUUAGUUAUUAAGUGUAUGUUAAUUUUGAUCUGAUAUUACAGCUAAGGAAUUUGGUUGCUAAGGGCUGUUGUCCACCGCGGAUGCGUCGCGUAGCGGGAGCAAGCCAUGAAAAUGUUCACAGCGAAGUUCCUUGCAACUUGGUUUCUUUUUGUCGUUUUAAUUAUUUACUCGUAUAUUAAAGCCUUUGUAUACGAUUGACAUUUUUAAAUAUAAAAGAGGGUCUUUGAGGUUAUCGUAUUUUAACAUACCGAUAACGAUAUAAACGAUACAUAUGUUUACAAAACCAAUUUGCAGCGCUUUUCGUGUGAACAGCGCUGCAAAUUGAAUUUGGAAAUGCGAAUCUACAAGUAACAACAGGCUGAUAGACUUUGCUGGUUGUAGAUUCCCAUUGAGGUCAUGUUGUACAAAGGCGACGAUCGUUUUGUUAUUGGAGUUUAUUAAUUAAUUUAAUUAUUAAAUGUAAGUAUAUUUAUUCAUCCUAUAUAAGUACGGCAGCCGUUUUCUCUUUUAAUAAUAUUUUACAAUGAAUGUACCAAAAUUAUCGCAAUCGUUUGCAUCUCUCUUCAUUGGCAUUAGCAUACACAUCAUUUGAUUUUCUUGAUCAUUGAAAUGAAAAUGCCACGUGUUAUUCUUGGCAUUGUUAUAUUCACUUCAACCUGACUUGAGAUUUUGUUUGAAUUUUGAUGAAAUUACAUUUAGUAUGGAAUUCAAUCUUUACUGACAAUCUGCUUGAAUAAUAAAGGAUUUUUUAGCAAUAUUCGUAUCGAUGUUAUUUUGACUUUUAAAAUAAAUUGAUAAUCAUGGUUAGUUACGCUUCGCAUCGCGCCUAAUGUGGAAUGCUAACCUUAACAUUUUGCUUGAUAAUUUUAUUAUUGUACAUUAGAAAUUAAUAUAUUUUUAUUUAUAAUAAUAAUAUUAUUAUAACACUUUGAGAGUCCCUAAAUGUGUAUUUUAAAAUGGACAAUAAACAGUAUUUAAAUUAUAAAAAAUAUACAAGGUAGUUUCGAUGUCUUAUUUUGGAGAUAUAUUUUAUCUGUUGAUGUUUUUUGGUUUUUAUUUUCUGUAUUUUUGAAUGGUAUUAUUAUUCUUUAUGUAAAUUCGUUUUAAUUAUUAAGUAUCUUGUAUAUUAUAGCAGUUGAGUGAAAAUACCUUAUAAUAUUAAUUAUUAUAUUAUUAUGUUUAUAUUGUAAUGGUUCAACGAAUUGUUUACAAUUUGGAACGGAGCAAUAAAUAUUAUACGGAAGAUU
This is a messenger RNA of Bicyclus anynana (squinting bush brown), 14745 nucleotides long. It is a transcript of the gene Dlg5, whose product is annotated as disks large homolog 5. Bases 489 to 6608 code for a protein of 2039 amino acids. Gene Ontology annotation, molecular function: protein binding. The transcript has 29 exons. The record is from RefSeq and is a predicted model, not a curated record. NCBI's taxonomy places the organism in Eukaryota, Metazoa, Arthropoda, Insecta, Lepidoptera, Nymphalidae.